UCUCAAGUGCUGCUUGACCUGGUUCAAGGUGAAUUCAUGCAAAUGGGAUCAAAAGGAAAGAAGACGAUUCUCGAGAGAUUCAGUGACUACAUUCACAAGAGCUUCAAAAAAACAGCUUCGCUGAUUGCGUACACUUGUAAAGCUGUUGCGCUGCUUUCGGGGGCAGACACGCGUUGCCAAGAAGCCGCUUUUCAGUAUGGCCGAAACUUGGGAAUAGCUUUUCAAUUGGUGGACGAUCUUUUGGAUUUUGUUUCCAGUCAAUCGGAACUCGGGAAACCAGCGGCAGCCGAUCUGAGGCUGGGCCUCGCCACGGCUCCAGUUUUGUUUGCGAGUGAAAAGUUUCCCCAAUUGAAUGUGAUGAUAGAACGACGAUUCUGUGAACCCAAUGAUGUCCAGGCCGCUUAUGCCUUUGUCAUGGAAUCCGAUGGACUACAAUCAACCAGAAUUCUGGCCAAACAACAUGCAGACGAAGCUCUAAGAUACAUUGAUCCAUUUAUCGAUUGCCCGGAGAAAAGGGCGCUAAUCGAACUUGCGAAAAUGACACUUGAGAGGAAAAAAUAGUGGUGCCAAAAUCUUCACAAAAUCAAAUCAUUUCAAGUUCCAUUAGUCACCAGAAUUAACCCAUUGAUUAAUCAAAAGUAAAUUUAUGACAAUUAACUUACAGAAUGAAAAUCAACUCUAACUUCAUAAUCUUACAUGUUAAAUAUUUGGAAGUUUAUUUUAAUUGUUACUUUUUAUUCAACAAUCAAAUUUUAUUCUCAAUCUCAGCUUAUUUAUUUGUGAUAAAAAUUUCAAUAAGAAAACUUGUCCAUCCAAACAA
This is a messenger RNA of Panonychus citri (citrus red mite), 820 nucleotides long. RefSeq names its product all trans-polyprenyl-diphosphate synthase PDSS1-like. Gene Ontology annotation, cellular component: mitochondrion; transferase complex. NCBI's taxonomy places the organism in Eukaryota, Metazoa, Arthropoda, Arachnida, Trombidiformes, Tetranychidae. Gene Ontology annotation, biological process: ubiquinone biosynthetic process; isoprenoid biosynthetic process. The transcript has a single exon. The record is from RefSeq and is a predicted model, not a curated record. The annotation marks the transcript as partial. Gene Ontology annotation, molecular function: prenyltransferase activity.